GGUCCCCAACAUUGAAAUUUGUCGACCCAGAUGCCCGUGCCCAGAUCCAGCCACUACCCACUCCCCUCGCCAAGUCAAGCAGGGGCGCCGCGCCUGCCAUGGCAGCAGGCAGGGGCGACGCGGCGAGCAUGGUGGCGGUGGGCCUGGUGUGGGGCGCGACCAACGCGCUCAUGCGCCGGGGAGCGCUCGUCUGGGACCGCCGCGCCCGCGCCUCCCCAUCCAGCAGCGUCCUCCGGCGGUGGGCAGCCCUCCUCCUGACGUGGCAGUACUCGGCGCCGUUUGCCGCCAACCUGUGCGCAUCCGCGGCCUUCUUCGCGCUCCUCGGCGCUGCUCCCAUCUCGGUCGCCGUGCCCGUCACCAACGCCGUCACCUUCGCCGCCACGGCCGUCACCGCUGCGAUUCUUGGCGAGCGCGUGCGCCCCGCGCCGGCCGCGCUCGGCACCGCGCUUAUCGUCCUCGGCGUCUGGGUCUGCAUCUCCUAGUUCUUGCGGAUCUGCUCCACGUUUCAAGGUGAAAAUUCCCAGCCAAUAGUGUUCUGUGAGGUGACAUUAGAAGGAUGUAUUGAAUUGGCCUGUUUCCUCUGCAACAUCAGGCAAAAUUCUUUGAUUUUUCUCUUUCCCCCUGUAUUUUGGCAUUAAUGUAUUCUGCAGAGUUUGUUAGUUGGAGCGGCAUCACUUCAUUAGGUAGGUAGACGAUCUGAAUCCAACACAUGCAAUUUCAUUACCGAAUCCAAUUGUAUAUUUUUUUAUCUGAAUCUAAUAUUGCACCUCCAUAGUUGAAAACACCAUACCUUUAUUUACUCAUAGGUUCCCAUUCUUCUUCAGAUGAUCAAUUGUGAAUGCGGUGCAGCUUGUUAACCUGCCUUAUGCUUGUACCUGAUGCUUGCCCUGUACGAACAAAAUUUUCAAGGUGUUGGGGGGCAUGGAUCACCAGAAGCUUUAAGAAUGUUUGAGAAAAAGUGCAUCAGACAAUGAACUCGGUAACAAUGUCCACGCUCCUCAGAUACAGGAAACCUCAUAUAUUCGACUAGAUUUUUGUGCUUACCAGGUUUGUCCCUAGAAUUCAAAGUGUUGGUAGGUAGGAGUGUAGGACCUUACGGAAGAGCUUAAGGAGGCCAUACACAGCACACGGACUCGUCAUGCUUGCUAAUACUUGUCUAUUUUUUUAACCAACCAACCACAGAAGAGGCGAAACUGAAUAGCUGACACUAACCAAUCCCUUCUACAGCACCAUGAUGACACUCCUAGUGCCGUGACAAGAACCUUGAGCGCGUGCCAUGAUUUAUUAUUUCUUGAUAAUUGACUUGUAGCACAUGUGCUGUCAUCUAAUUUCAAGUGCAACUUCAAGAAUAGAUGCAGGUACGAAUAUGAUAGAUGUGCUCAGAUUUUGAAUCUUCUUGAAUUAAAUGUGGUUCCAGUGCAUUCAAGGAGUGGUUUCGUAUAGAAACACUAUUUCCAACUACGUGGUGUGCAUAGUUGUCUUUUUGGUUGUUUGAAUGGGCAUAAUUUGGUUAGGAUUUUGAUUUAUGCGCUCCUUGUUGAUUUAUGCCAUGAUGAAUUGAUGUUAAACUUCAGUUGUAGUAUAUGUGAAUUCAGAAAGGAAUAUUCUUUCCAGGCAGGCAUGGGCACAAAGAUAAGAGUAGUCUUUGAAAUUCUGAGGUUCUUGAACCAAAUGGUUAGAACAGCUUUGGUGUUAAUUCUACAUUUCUAGAUUGGUUUUGUAUAGAAAUAAGAGUAGCAGAUUUCCUUUACAUGCUUAUCUUUUGUUGUUGUCUCCUUGUUGAUAUGAGGAUCCAUGUUCAAGUUUGGUUGCCUUUUCUUUUGUUUUGUGGCCACCUUGUUGAUCUGAAGGUUCAUGUUCAAGGUAUAUGCAAAGUGGAAAAUCCAUGUUAUGCAGAUCUGCUGGCCUUCUAUUUGACCAAUUGAUCAUUGAAAAGUAAAUUUUGUGUUGAGGAAGUUAUGUAUCUUGUGUCACUUACCACGACCAUUUGUGAGGGCCUCUGGUGAAUGCAAAGAACAUGUUGGAAUACGAAAAUGCAGCAAGCUAAGACAGUAGAUUUUUUUUAUAUGCGCAACCAAAUGUAUUUCAUUUUACUGCAUGAUUAUUAUUGAUGCCCAUGUAAAAGAAGUGUUGUAAAAUGGUGCUCUAAAAAGGAAAAUACUUUUUUUUUACCUAAAUAACAUGCUAUUUGGGAGUGGUUCUGAGAUU
This is a messenger RNA of Panicum virgatum (switchgrass), 2208 nucleotides long. Its product is annotated as transmembrane protein 234 homolog. Lineage: Eukaryota; Viridiplantae; Streptophyta; Magnoliopsida; Poales; Poaceae. The transcript is spliced from 2 exons. Bases 99 to 482 code for a protein of 127 amino acids. The record is from RefSeq and is a predicted model, not a curated record.